Molecule: messenger RNA, 1207 nt
Organism: Nymphaea colorata (pocket water lily)
Lineage: Eukaryota; Viridiplantae; Streptophyta; Magnoliopsida; Nymphaeales; Nymphaeaceae
Product: acidic endochitinase-like
Exons: 1
Coding region: 59-979 (306 amino acids)
Biological process (GO): carbohydrate metabolic process
Cellular component (GO): extracellular region
Molecular function (GO): chitinase activity
Source: RefSeq, a predicted model, not a curated record
CUUCUUAGUCAUCAAUCCCAAUUCUCUCUACGCUUUUGUUGGUACAAUUUUAAUCAACAUGGCGUCGUACUCUGCUGCUGCUGCAGCAGCUCCCUUUCUUCUGCUUUCCAUCUUUCUCAUCCUCUUGUCACCCUCAAAUGGCGGCAGUAUUGCCGUAUAUUGGGGCCAGAAUGCCAACGAAGGGACCCUUGCAAGCACAUGCGCAACGGGCAAAUACGCCAUUGUCAACAUCGCCUUCCUCUCCGUGUUUGGCAAUGGACAGACGCCACAGCUGAACCUUGCCGGCCACUGUGAUCCCUCGAGCAACACGACCAACUGCACCAGCCUGAGCAGCGAUAUCGUCUCCUGCCAACAACAAAACGUCACCGUGCUGCUCUCCAUCGGGGGAGGAGCAGGGAGCUACUUCCUCUCCUCCGCCGCAGACGCCCUCAACGUCUCCAACUAUCUGUGGAACAACUUCCUUGGGGGCAACUCCACCAGCCGCCCGCUCGGCGCCGCCGUGCUCGACGGCAUCGACUUCGACAUAGAGCAGGGGUCGCCGCAGUACUACGAUCUCCUGGCCCGGAACCUGCGUGCGCAAAGUUCGGCCGGGAAGAAGGUGUACCUGACUGCAGCUCCUCAGUGCCCGUUCCCGGACCCGCUGCUCGGACCUGCACUCAGAGCCGGCCUGUUUGACUACGUCUGGGUGCAGUUUUACAACAAUCCGGCCUGUCAGUACAACCCCUCGGCCCUGUUCAAGAACUUUAGGCUGUUCCUCUCAUGGAGUGCAUGGAACAUUCUGAUCCCGGAAAACCGCAUCUUCUUGGGUCUGCCGGCGUCGCAGGCAGCGGCGUCCAGCGGGUUCAUCCCCACCAGUACACUCACCUCCAUUGUGCUUCCCUUUACGAAGAUAUCACCAAAGUAUGGAGGGAUCAUGUUGUGGAACAAGUACUAUGACGAUCAAUCGGGAUACAGCAAUGCUGUUAAGAGCUUUGUUUGAUGGCGCACAGACGCGGCGCCAUUAAUGGCAUAGUAUGGGAUGCUGAUGCUCAAUGUAGUAGUCAAUAAGCUGUCUAGCAAAAAGUAAGGCAAAUAAAGAGGUUGGUGACGAUGUAACAAAAUACUGUGCUUCUUGCCCAUUUGUUUCUGUUCUUUUCCUUGAUUACUCCAGGUUAAUAACCCGGGGAGAAUCCGACAGAAGUUAAUAACCUUAUGUCUUUAAUUUGAA